Molecule: messenger RNA, 1014 nt
Organism: Penicillium macrosclerotiorum
Lineage: Eukaryota; Fungi; Ascomycota; Eurotiomycetes; Eurotiales; Aspergillaceae
Product: EasF
Exons: 2
Coding region: 1-1014 (337 amino acids)
Molecular function (GO): methyltransferase activity
Source: RefSeq, a predicted model, not a curated record
AUGACCAUUCUUCAGCCACGCAUUCUUGACAUUCGUCGGAGCAAAUUUGAAGAUUCUAUAGCUGAUCAAGUCAAAUCUGGACUGUCACAGACACCCAAGACUCUUCCGGCGCUGCUCUUCUAUAGUGAUGAGGGAAUUCGACACUGGAUUCAACACUCCACCGCGUCAGACUUCUACCCUCGCCAUGAAGAAUUGCGAAUUCUUCGCACUCGAGUGAGCGAGAUGGCCGCGUCGAUUGCCCCAAACAGCGUAGUGGUUGAUCUUGGGAGCGCAAGCCUAGAAAAAGUCCUGCCAUUGCUAGAAGCAUUAGAGGCCGCUGAGAAGUACAUAACGUACUAUGCCCUGGAUCUAAGCUUUUCAGGACUUCAGUCAACGCUAGAAGCUAUUCCCGCCGAAAAGUUCAAUUUUGUCCGAUUUGGUGCAUUGCAUGGGACAUUCGAAGAUGGAGUGCACUGGCUCAAGGAAACAUCAGGAGUUCAGGACCUGCCACACACUCUACUGUUGUUCGGGCUGACUGUUGGCAAUUUCUCCCGCUCUAAUGCUGCCAAGUUUCUGCAAGGAAUAGCUGAUGGUGCCUUGACCGCUAAUCCGAGCCAAAGCUCUAUAUUAUUGAGCCUGGACAGCUGCAAAGUCCCGACCAAGGUGCUGCGUGCAUAUACAGCGGAAGGCGUUUGUCCCUUUGCCUUAGUAUCUCUUGACUAUGGAAAUACUCUGUUCGCUCAAGGCAAGGAGUCAAAGCCGGUUUUCAACGUUGGAGACUGGAAUUUUUUGAGUGAAUGGAAUUAUGUUCUCGGGAGGCAUGAGGCCUCUUUGAUCACGAAAGGCUAUAACGUGAGUCUAGGCGCCCCAUUGGACGGGAUCAUUGUUGAAAAGCAUGAAAAGAUCCGAUUCGGCUGUAGUUACAAGUAUGGCGCGGACGAACGACAGGAUUUGUUCAAAGCAGCAGGACUCAAUUCCGUCAAUGAGUGGUCGGAUGAGGGUUGCGAUGUUGCUUUCUAUCAACUACAACUAUGA